Messenger RNA from Haliotis rubra (blacklip abalone), 610 nucleotides. RefSeq names its product 40S ribosomal protein S18. Gene Ontology annotation, biological process: translation. Gene Ontology annotation, molecular function: structural constituent of ribosome; RNA binding. The coding region runs from base 98 to 565 and encodes 155 amino acids. NCBI's taxonomy places the organism in Eukaryota, Metazoa, Mollusca, Gastropoda, Lepetellida, Haliotidae. The transcript has 5 exons. Gene Ontology annotation, cellular component: ribosome; small ribosomal subunit; cytosol. The record is from RefSeq and is a predicted model, not a curated record.
UCUGCUACGACUGCCGACAUUUUGAGAAGGCGGAAGUUGUCACACUCGUCCUACACAGUUAUCCCCCUUGUACUUCCUUUUCCGCUAAACCUCCAACAUGUCGGGGUCACUGGUUAUACCCGAGAAGUUCCAGCACAUCUUGCGUGUGAUGAACACAAACAUUGAUGGACGAACAAAAAUUAUGUUCGCCCUUACAGCAAUUAAGGGUAUGGGUCGUAGAUUCUCCAACGUUGUGUUGAAGAAGGCAAAUAUCGACCUCACUAAACGUGCAGGAGAGCUUUCAGAUGAGGAGGUGGACAGGGUGAUCACAGUGAUGACGAACCCCCGUCAGUACAAGAUCCCAGACUGGUUUCUCAACAGACAGAAGGAUGUGAAGGAUGGCAAGUUCAACCAGGUGCUGGCCAACAUGCUUGACAACAAACUCCGUGAGGAUUUGGAGAGGCUGAAGAAGAUCAGGAACCACCGAGGACUCCGUCACUACUGGGGUUUGAGAGUAAGAGGUCAGCACACAAAAGAUCUCACAGGACGUCGUGGAAGAACCGUUGGUGUGGCAAAGAAGAAGUAAAAUUCCAAGAGCUCUGUAAAAUGUCAAAAUAAACAAGAAAAACUC